AUGUUAGCUGAACUGAAUAGUAAUCCCGAUGAAAUUUAUAGCGUAAAACUCUUAAAAAAGAGUGAAAUCAGAGACAAAGAAGAUAUAGAACAUAUUAUGAUGGAAAAGAACGUUUUAAUCCUUGCAACAGAACAUCCUUUUUUAAUUCAACUAAUAGGAUGUUUUCACACCGACUCUCAUGUAGGAUUCAUUAUGGAAUAUAUGAGUGGCGGUGAUUUGCAAUACCAUUAUGAUAAACUUUCUCCAUAUCCGCUCGGAGAACUGUGGGCACGUUUCUAUGCAGCAGAAGUGACACUUGGACUUCAGUUUCUGCAUAAACAUCACAUUAUACACCGUGACUUAAAAAUGGACAAUAUAUUGAUAGACCGUUUAGGUCACUGCAAGAUUGCGGACUUCGGAAUGUGUAAACUUGGAAAUCGAAAAUGUCCAUCGUUACCAUACUGGGGGGCGCCUGAAUACGCUCCCCCAGAGAUCUUUAAUCAAAAGUCGUAUAAUGCUGGUGUUGAUUGGUGGGCAUUGGGUGUAAUCAUGCACACUUUGAUACUUGGAAAAUUACCUUUUGUAGUUACAAACAUGUAUAAUAAAUCCAACUUACAAAUCUUUAAUGAGUUAAAAGACAUUAUUUUAUACAAGGAGUUAAAAAUGGAUACAUGGAUUUCUUCAGAAGCAACAGCCAUCAUAAAAGCCUUCUUGACAAAAAAACCUAAUUUGAGGUUAGGCUGUGUCACAGCCGAAGGUGGUGAAAAUGCAAUAAAGGCCCAGCCAUUCUUCAAAAAUCUCAAUUGGGAAGCACUCGAAGCACGUCAAAUAACACCUCCAUUUAUACCUAUAGUGAAUGAAAAAGAAGCCUUAAAUUUUGAAAAAUAUUAUACAAAACAGGAUCCUACAUUAACGCCUCCAUGUUUAAUGCUAACUAGAUGGCGCAUCUAUGAAGAACAGUUUCGUGAUUUCUCCGAAAUAAAUAGAGACGUCAAUUCAUUCAGGUAA
Molecule: messenger RNA, 987 nt
Organism: Atta colombica
Lineage: Eukaryota; Metazoa; Arthropoda; Insecta; Hymenoptera; Formicidae
Product: protein kinase C-like 1B
Exons: 3
Coding region: 1-987 (328 amino acids)
Biological process (GO): protein phosphorylation
Molecular function (GO): ATP binding; protein serine/threonine kinase activity
Source: RefSeq, a predicted model, not a curated record